Messenger RNA from Tachysurus vachellii, 2252 nucleotides. RefSeq names its product trace amine associated receptor 1b (gene taar1b). The coding region runs from base 460 to 1506 and encodes 348 amino acids. NCBI's taxonomy places the organism in Eukaryota, Metazoa, Chordata, Actinopteri, Siluriformes, Bagridae. The record is from RefSeq and is a predicted model, not a curated record. Gene Ontology annotation, biological process: adenylate cyclase-activating adrenergic receptor signaling pathway. Gene Ontology annotation, molecular function: trace-amine receptor activity. Gene Ontology annotation, cellular component: membrane. The transcript is spliced from 3 exons.
UUUAAAACAACACGAGGUAUUAAAGGACCACUGAGUUUUUUUUCUUCUGCAGAAGAUCUUGUGAAUGCUCGACUUCUUGAAAGGACCGAUUUCUCACACACACAAAAAAAAAACAAGCCCAUGGGAGAAGACAUUCCAUGGUUUAUUUCCAUACUGUAAAAGGAUUCAAAUGUCCGCUGUGUUUGUUCCCAGAAGAAAUUUAUCGUUUUGCUAACAGUAAAAAAGGAAGUGGUUCAGUUCCGAUCUUCUGGCCAACAGAAAGAGAAGAAUGUACUCGUUGGACCGAGCCAAAUACAAGCUGAAGGAAAAUCAUUAAACAUUACAAGUCUAUCACGGACAGAGACACGGCUUUUCCACUGAAUUUCUCUUUCUCAGAUACAGUUUGGCACGAUGGACUACGAUACCUUGUCUGACUCGGAUGAAAAUACAACAUAACAUCUACAUAUCCUCACUUUGUGAAUGACCACGAUGGACGAUCUAAACAUCAGCGACUUCAACCAGAAUGCGCUUGUUUGCUAUGAGUCCAUUAACGGAUCUUGCUGGAGGAUUUCACGACCUUUGAACGUCCAGAUCUCCAUGUUCCUCGGGAUGACAAUCACCAUCCUGAUGACUGUGAUGGGAAAUAUUUUGGUUAUAAUUUCUAUAGCACACUUCAAGCAGCUCCACACACCAACCAACCAUUUAAUCCUGUCUCUGGCCAUGUGUGACUUCUUGUUGGGUAUUUUUGUGAUGCCGUUAAGCUCCAUGCGCUCUGUGUACGGAUGUUGGUAUCUCUCGGACUUUAUGUGUAAGGUGCACACAGGAAUGGACAUCAUGUUGAGCACAGCGUCUAUUUUUCAUCUCACUUGUGUGUCAGCAGAGCGUUUUUGUGCUGUUUGCAGCCCUUUGACAUAUCGUUCACGCUUUCGUUCUGCCACCGUGCUGUUUCUGGUCUCAGCUAGCUGGUUUAUUUCUGCAUCGUUUGCCUAUGCCUUAGUGUUCGGAGAACUCAACCUCAAAGGCAAUGAAGAUUUCUACGAGUCUCAUGUGCGCUGUGUGGGAGGUUGUCAUGUCUUUUUUAGCCAUGGCUCAGCCGUGGUCACUUCUAUGGUCUCAUUUUUCAUCCCUGGCUUAAUUAUGUUCGCCAUCUAUUCCAGGAUUUACAUCGUUGCCAGAAGCCAAGCGAGAUCCAUCAACAUUUUGGCCAGUCAGCUCAGGAUGCACAGCCCCAAACCUGGAGCAUUCAGGUCCCGAACAAGGAAAAGCACAAUGACUCUUGCCAUUGUGGUUGGAGUUUUCCUCCUCUGCUGGACUCCAUUUUUCCUCUGCAACAUCAUUGACCCUUUUGUUAAUUACACAAUAUCACCAUUGCUAAUUGAUGCCUUGGUCUGGUUUGGAUAUUUGAACUCUGCACUGAAUCCCUUCAUUUAUGCGUUUUUGUACCCUUGGUUUAGAAAGGCUUUGAGGAUCAUUAUCAGCGGAGAGGUUUUUCACAGGAACAGCUGCAGAUUUCAACUGUACUCAUGAAUAAAACCUGACAUCUGGGAGGAAAAAAACAUUUUCUGUGGGUGAUUUUCUUCUGAUGUGGUCCUGAUGCCUUAAUGCCAGAAACAGAAACUGGUUCCCAGACUGAAAAAUUGGUUCUGUUUUUCAUUAACUUGCUCAACAGGAACCGAGGAAGCAGAAGUGUCAGUGCCGGUGGGCGAGGCCUUUAUGGUGGCAAAUAAAGACGAUAUAACAACGUGUCUGUAAACGAAGCAUCAAGCCACUGAGAGAAACAUCUGUAUCUCCAAAAGACUGGUGUUCAGCUACAGCUUCUGAACCAUACACAUAUCUGUUUUUACAUCUAAACCAUAUCACCACUGUUACAUGGUCGUAUGUUGAAUGUAGUUGCUUCUGUAAACAACUUAAACUGAGACUGAAUGGAACAAAGGUGCCACAUACACUGUCAUCAUCCUUCUUAACUGAGAUCUCUGUUACUGAUUAGUUGAGUUUCUCUUUUUUUGUGUGUUUGUAUAAUUUUAUUAUUAAUAUUCUCUUACCUUUAAAUUCCCAAAUGUUUUUGACCACUGUGUCUUGUAUAAUAUUCAGUGUAUACUUUUCCAUGUGCUGUACAGCACUAUAAAUAAAGGCUUCAGUUCAUGAGUAAACAAACAUGUACAGUAAAUCAACCAUGUUUCAUCAACAUACACUUUUAUUAGUUGUCUUCAGACAGAUAACUACAUGGCCUACAUGCUGUUGGUUAGUUAGCUUAACCCAAACUAGACAUUACU